Molecule: messenger RNA, 775 nt
Organism: Ornithodoros turicata
Lineage: Eukaryota; Metazoa; Arthropoda; Arachnida; Ixodida; Argasidae
Product: heme-binding protein 1-like
Exons: 5
Coding region: 1-612 (203 amino acids)
Source: RefSeq, a predicted model, not a curated record
AUGCAACAUCUCCUGGUAGUAGCGGCACUUGCAACUGUAAUACAGCUAUCCUCCUGUUCGUAUGGUUUCGGAUGUUCCUGGAGGGGAGUGGAAUGCAUCGACUACGAAGUUGUCUCCAACGAUGCGGAAUAUGAAGAGAGACUCUAUCCGGAGACGAAGUGGAUCAGCGUCACGAGCCGUGGGAUGUCACUCUUUGAAGCGAAAGUGAAAAGCUUCAGGAAGCUUAUCUACUACAUACAAGCUUUCAACGAUCAAAAUGUGACGGUCGACCUGACCACGCCGCACAGGACUUUCGUGCACGAGCGCGGUGCCAGCGGCAAGCGAAUGUCUGACUACACCAUGGCAUUCCCUUUGCCUCUCAGCCUGUACCACAACCCGCCGAAAGCAAACGACAAGGAAGUGUUCAUCCACACAGAACCGCCAAGGCGGUAUAUCGUCAAGGUAUUCGGCGGGAAGCCCAGCGAACAGGAAUGGCUCCGACAUGCCGAUGACUUCGUCAAAAGCGUGAGACGAGAUCCCAGCAUAGUCACAGAUUCAUACUACAUCGCCAGAUACGACCUCCUCUUCUGGAUACACGAAAGACGCAACGAAAUAUGGCUGGUCAAGAAUUGAUCGCGAUCUACGUUCUGCGCCAUUGCCAAAGUACCCCCACCGCGUGUCCAAGGGCAGUCUUUGAAAGGCGUGCCGUUAUUGUACUCAUCCUAUAACCGUGACAUCAACUUCAUCCGUGAUCCUGGGUGCAUCGUCUUGGAUCUUAGCACAUGUCACGAGGACG